AUGUCAGACUCGGGCGAUGACCAAGCGGGCGUUCCGCUCAUCGAGGAUCUCUCAGACUCCCCAGAGCCCCCAAAAUCGAAGACUACGAAGCGAAAGAGAGAGCCGGAAGAGGAUGGAGUAGAAGAGAGCAAGAAAGCCGCGAAGAAAAAGAAGAGGACGAAGAAGAAGCCACAAGAUGUGGACGAUGAGGCUUUGGAUAGCAAGCUCGGGAUCAAUCAUGCGAUCGCGCACAUGGACAGCAGGCUGAUGGCGGAUCAUAUCGCUCAGAGAACGAGAAGGUUCCGACCAGAUGCGAGCUUGGUCGAGAUUGAUGAUGUGAACGUGUCAGGUAUGGCGGUCUAAGAGAUAUGCCGCAUGAAGCUUCCUUACUGAUUCGGGAUACCAGAGAGUGCAAUCAUGGAUACUACAGCUUUCUCGCAAGAGCGCGUCACGGAAAAGCUUCCCGAUUUCCUCGAGCAAUUUGCUGGUGCGCGGCGGAAGAAGAAAGGCAAGAAGCUUUCAGACGCAUCCCAAGAAAAAGGAGCGCCGCACACACUAGUUGUCGCUGGUGCAGGACUGCGCGCUGCAGAUCUCACUCGUGCACUAAGGAAGUUCCAGACGAAGGAAAGCAUGGUUGCGAAGCUCUUUGCCAAGCACAUCAAGCUGAAGGAAGCUAUUGAGACGGUGAAGAAGACCAGAAUUGGUAUCGGAGUUGGAACGCCGCAGCGCAUCAUUGACCUGAUGGAGGAUGGCGCGCUCUCAUUAAAGCAUCUGGAGCGCAUUGUCGUCGACGCUUCACAUAUUGAUCAGAAGAAACGCGGAAUCCUGGACAUGAAGGAGACGCAGGUGCCGCUGGUGCAAAUGCUUGUGCGGCCAGAGCUAAAAGAGCACUAUGGCAGCGGCGAGGGAAAGAUAGAGCUGCUAUUCUAUUGA
Messenger RNA from Lecanosticta acicola, 912 nucleotides. NCBI's taxonomy places the organism in Eukaryota, Fungi, Ascomycota, Dothideomycetes, Mycosphaerellales, Mycosphaerellaceae. The record is from the annotation of a GenBank genome assembly.